Molecule: messenger RNA, 4574 nt
Organism: Hyla sarda
Lineage: Eukaryota; Metazoa; Chordata; Amphibia; Anura; Hylidae
Gene: RELCH
Product: RAB11 binding and LisH domain, coiled-coil and HEAT repeat containing
Exons: 28
Coding region: 76-3819 (1247 amino acids)
Biological process (GO): intracellular cholesterol transport
Cellular component (GO): trans-Golgi network; recycling endosome
Molecular function (GO): protein binding
Source: RefSeq, a predicted model, not a curated record
CAGCAGCAGUCUCCUCCUCCGUGUGUGGAUGGUGUAAGGAGUCUCCCAUCCUCCUCCAUCCCUCCCCACAACAAGAUGGCGGCCCCUGCAGCAGGUCCAGGCCCGGGCGGCUCCUCUUCGGGUGGCACUCCCGGGGUGCUGGUCCCCAGUACCAGCAGCAGCAGUGUCAACCCCUUCCUGAGCGACUCUGAGGAAGAAGCUGAGGAGGAGGAAGAGGACGAAGACGACGAAGAUGUGUCCCCUCUGUCCGCCCGCCCCGUGCCCUCUCUGGCCGCCCGGUAUCUACCGGAGGAGAGUGAGCCCGCCGUGCUGCAGCCUUCGGGGCCCCGGCUGGCAGUGCCCUCUGGAGAGCCCGGGCGGGUGCCGCUGGACGUAGUUGCGGCGCAGUUGCUGCGGGAUCAGCUGCUGCUUACGGCUCUGGAGCUGCACACCGAGCUGCUGGAGACCGGCAGGGAGCUGCCCCGGCUCCGGGACUACUUCUCCAAUCCCGGCAACUUCGAGAGGCCAACGGCGGGGGCUCCGCCCGUAGCGGGCAUCAAUAACCCCAGCGGCGGUGGACAGCUGAAUCGAGCAGGUAGUAUUAGCACUCUGGAUUCCCUGGACUUUGCACGGUACUCUGAUGAUGGAAAUAGGGAGACUGAUGAGCGGGUAGCAGUCCUGGAGUUUGAGCUACGGAAAGCCAAGGAGACCAUUCAGGCCCUCAGGGUCAACCUUACACUGGCUGCAGAAAAUGAAGUUCCUUUGCAGGAACGCAAGAAUUAUAAAUCAAGUCCUGAAAUUCAGGAGCCUAUAAAACCUCUUGAAAAAAGAGCACUAAAUUUUCUUGUCAAUGAGUAUUUAUUGAAAAACAACAACAAACUGACGGCUAUAACAUUUUCUGAUGAAAAUGACGAGCAGGACUUUGAACUGUGGGACGAUGUAGGGUUAAACAUCCCAAAGCCUCCAGACUUGUUGCAGUUGUACCGAAACUUUGGCAGCCACCAGUCUUUAGUAAAGGAUACAGCAGAUGCUGCAGUGAGUGUCCAAGAGGAUGAUUUGCAGCCACCUCCAAUAGCUGAGCAGUCUGCAGUGGAGCCAGUAGUACAGCCGUCCGCAUUGGUGCAGGAAUUAGAAAAUAGAAUCAAGCAAUGUAAUGAUGAGAAAGAAGUUUUGCUUGAUCAGAUUAGAAUGCUCGAGAGCGAAAUAGAAAACCUCAGAGGAAGCCCUGUGGCGGAAGUAGUUCCUGAAUCUCAGGAGGUUCCUAUUGCAAGACUCCAGAGCCAGACUUCAGAAGAAAGCGACUAUUACAUAGAUAUCAGAACAACAGACAGUAAAUGUGAAAAAGCUGAAGAAAGCCAGGCUGUUGUGGAGCACACUGAAACAGACUUCCAGCUGCCACAAGAUAUUCCACCCAGCCCUGACCUGUCGAAAAUCAGCAAGAAAACCUUGCUUUGUACUCCCCUCAAAGAUGGCGUUCAGUUUGAUCAGCCGAAUAGAAAACUGUCUCCAGCCUUCCAUCAAGCUCUGCUUUCUUUUUGUCGAAUGUCAGCUGACAGCCGUUUAGGAUCAGAGGUGUCCAGGAUUGCUGACAGUGAGAAUGGAGUUAUGCUGAUGCUGGGACGGUGCUUGCCUCAUAUUGUCCCAAAUGUGCUCCUUGCGAAAAGAGAGGAAUUGAUUCCAUUGAUACUGUGCACCGCUUGCCUCCAUCCAGAGCCUAAAGAGAGAGACCAGCUCCUGCAUAUUCUGUUUAACUUAAUAAAGCGUCCAGAUGAUGAGCAAAGGCAAAUGAUUUUAACUGGAUGUGUAGCUUUUGCUCGACAUGUUGGACCAACUCGAGUUGAAGCUGAACUUCUACCACAGUGUUGGGAACAAAUCAAUCACAAAUACCCAGAAAGAAGACUCCUCGUGGCAGAGUCAUGUGGAGAUUUAGCACCUUACUUCCCUAAAGAGAUAAGAAGCUCUCUAGUGCUGUCAAUGUUGCAACAGAUGUUGCAGGAAGACAAAGCUGAUAUGGUGCGGGAAGCUGUGAUUAAAAGUCUUGGCAUAAUUAUGGGAUACAUCGAUGAUCCAGACAAAUAUCAACAGGGGUUUGAACUCCUAUUGACUGCCUUAGGGGACCCCUCUGAAAGAGUAGUGAGUGCCACUCACCAAGUGUUUUUACCAGCGUAUGCUGCAUGGACAAUGGAACUUGGAAAUCUCCAGUCUCACCUCAUUCCCACCCUUCUUAGCAAAAUUGAAAAACUCCUCAGGGAAGGAGAGCACGGGCUGGAUGAACACAAGCUGCACAUGUAUCUCUCUGCCUUGCAGUCUCUUAUCCCCUCGCUGUUUGCCACUGUUCUACAGAAUGCACAAUUUACACAUAAAGCCAAGCUUCAGGGAGAAAUAUUGCAGAUAGAAGUUACUCGCUUUCCACGCCCUAUAUCACCUCUUCAAGAUGUAGCGACCAUCAUUGGCAGCCGUGAGCAGUUAGCUGCACUCCUUCAGCUUUAUGACUACCAGCUGGAACACGAGGGAACCACUGGCUGGGAAAGUUUACUUUGGGUUGUCAAUCAACUGUUACCACAACUGAUUGAGAUAGUGGGCCGCAUCAAUGUUGCAUCAACAGCUUGCGUUCAUGAGUUUUCAAGAUAUUUCUGGAGGUUGUGCAGAACGUUCGGAAAGAUAUUUACUAACACAAAGGUAAAGCCACAGUUCCAGGAAAUUUUGAGGCUAUCUGAGGAAAAUAUUGAUUCCACAGCAGGUAAUGGGGUCCUCACAAAAGCCACAGUCCCUAUCUAUGCUACAGGAGUACUGACAUGUUACAAUCAGGUGAGUGACCAAUCACUGAUGAAAGGUGAUCACUGUUCAUUGCCAGUAUCAGUUGUCACCCCCACCGCCUGUCUGCCAAGUCCACUGUGUCCAGGUCCACUGUCUCCUUUUUCCACUGUUUCUUCCUUUUUGUCUUUUCAGGAAGAAGACCGCAAGCUGCUUGUUGGUUUCCUUGAAGAUGUAAUGACUAUGCUGUCUUUGUCUCACGCUCCUCUAGACAGUCUAAAAGCCUCCUUUGUGGAACUUGGGACCAAUCCAGCAUAUCACGAGCUGCUGUUAACUGUGCUUUGGUAUGGGGUUGUCCACACAUCAGCACUGGUACGGUGUACUGCAGCGAGAAUGUUUGAGCUUUUGGUGAAGGGGGUGAAUGAGACUUUGGUAGCUCAGAGAGUUGUCCCUGCUCUCAUCACUUUGUCCAGCGAUCCAGAAAUUUCUGUGAGAAUUGCUACCAUCCCAGCAUUUGGUACCAUCAUGGAGACUGUAACCCAGAGAGAGUUAUUAGAGAGAGUAAAAAUGCAGCUGGCGUCUUUCCUAGAAGACCCCCAGUAUCAAGAUCAGCACUCCCUGCAGAUUGAAAUCAUCAGGACAUUUGGACGAGUUGGACCCAAUGCAGAGCCCAGGUUCAGAGAUGAAUUUGUUCUUCCACAUUUGCACAAGCUAGCUUUGGUCAAUAACCAACAGUCUGUGGAUUCCAAGAGACUGGACAUUGCCACUUACUUGUUUGAAGCUUACAGUGCUCUUUCCUGCUGCUUUAUAUCAGAAGAGCUUAUGGUAAAUCAUUUUCUACCGGGUCUCAGGUGUCUACGUGUUGACAUGGAACAUCUGUCCCCUGAACAUGAGGUUAUUUUAAGCUCCAUGAUUAAAGAAUGUGAGCAAAAGGUGGAAAACAAGACUGUCCAGGAACCUCAAGGUUCCAUGUCGAUUGCUGCAAGCCUUGUGAGCGAAGAUACAAAGACCAAGUUUUUGAACAAAAUGGGGCAGCUGACAACAUCCGGUGCAAUGUUAGCAAACGUAUUUCAGCGGAAGAAGUAAAUAGCUUCCUGCUAGCCAAUAAAAACACUAAAGAUGGACCACUUGCUCCUCGUACUUGAAGUACUUGCCUUUUUAUUUUAUUUUUCUCCUGUCUUACGUUCCUGUAAUAUAUUUUGUUGGAAACUCCAAAGAUAUUUGCACUUCAUUAGUAUAUCAGCAUGUCUGUUGAUUUGGGAGUUACUACUGUAGAUGAAGUUUAAGCAGGAUCUUUAGCCUAUACCAUGUCUCUGUUCUGUGUUUUGUCUAUUUUUUUUAUACAUAAGAAGAAAUAUAUAUAUAUAGUGAAAAGUAUUUUUUUCUGAAAGGAAUAUUGGCGAUUCUGUUAUAUACUGCACACAUUGCAAUGGUACUUAAAUAAUGUAAAUUCAUUUCAUUGUCAUGAAGUAAUAAAGUGAGAAACUGAUCUGUAUUUAAAUGAUGGGUAUAGCGACCAGUUUUAUUGUACUUAAAGGAUUACGAGAAGAGACAGCCAGCGUUACCCUGUGCCUUUCUUGGAUUCAUUUUCAAUGAGACCAUGGUAGAAGGAGAAGCAUAACAAACUCAUAGUCAUCGCUGGGGCUUUUUUACAAUCCCUUCACAUGUGUUUUUGGAUUUAGCCUUGUCUUUUGUUCUUUAGGAGUGGAGUGAUACCACUGUGUCAUUGUAGAUUAGAAGUUUGAGUCUAAGAUUUUAAAUGAAACAGAAUAUUGUAAAUACUAAUUUAAUGUCAUCUUAAAAAAACACUUAAUUCACUAUUAAAAAAACAAAAACAUUUA